AUGUCUAUUAUUGCAUACAUUUUCGUAGUAUUGGCAAUCGUUACCGUUGCCAAUACAGAUUUAGUAUGUCCUGGCUAUGGAUUUGUUCGUCCACAAGAACCAUGUGUUGAUAAAUGUUCACUUGAAAGUGAUCACUGUCCAAAUGGCAAGAAAUGUUGUUAUACUCCUCUUAAACCAUGUGGAAAUCGUUGUCUUGUUCCCAAAGACGAUACACCCAAAGAUGGUACAUGUCCAUUGCCAAAGUCUCAUCAAGAUGCUCCGUAUUGGGGCGUAUGUGAUUUGCAUUUUUGUGAUGUUGACAAUGAUUGCCAAGAUGAUCAAAAAUGCUGUCUUAACAGCUGUCGUGCAAAAGUGUGCAUUAGUCCCAAAUAA
This is a messenger RNA of Rotaria sp. Silwood2, 372 nucleotides long. The record is from the annotation of a GenBank genome assembly. NCBI's taxonomy places the organism in Eukaryota, Metazoa, Rotifera, Eurotatoria, Philodinida, Philodinidae.